UCAAGCCAUUUUCUCUGGCUUGUCUUCCACCAAUGACUAUUCCAAAUCUGAAUCCCGGCGACGCGGACACCGACGAAUCAGACAUGCUCAUCCUCUCCCUCUCAACAACUCCCGCUAACCCGGGCAAGGAGGCGAUCCGACCGCCUUUUCCGUGGGCGACCGACCGUCGCGCCACAGUGUACAGCAUAGAGCACCUGCAGGCUAGCGGCAUCGCCACCAUCACGGGCAGCGUGAAGUGCAAGCGAUGCGACAAGACGUUCGAGGUGGAGUACGAUCUGGCAGCCAAAUUCAGUGAGGUGGCGGAAUACAUCACGAUGCACAGCCAUGAAAUGCGCCACCGCGCGCCGGCGGUGUGGAGUAGCCCCACGCUGCCGGACUGCAGGUUUUGCGGGCAGCGGAAUUGCGCGAAGCCGGCGGCGUCGGAGAAGAAGAGGGAGAUUAAUUGGUUGUUCCUGUUUUUGGGACAGAUGGUGGGGUGCUGCAAGCUAUCUGAGUUGAAGUAUUUCUGCAAGCAUACCAAGCAGCAUAGAACGGGCGCCAAGGAUAGGGUUUUGUAUCUUACUUAUCUCCAGAUUUUCAACCAGCUUAGUCCAGCCCCUUGAUCUUCUUCUCU
This is a messenger RNA of Salvia hispanica, 613 nucleotides long. RefSeq lists its product as uncharacterized. NCBI's taxonomy places the organism in Eukaryota, Viridiplantae, Streptophyta, Magnoliopsida, Lamiales, Lamiaceae. The record is from RefSeq and is a predicted model, not a curated record.